AUGGCUGACUCCCUUCUCCAUCUUACUAGUACGAUAUCUCCCACGUCGGAGGAGGACACAGUUGUGCAUCUUGGGAGGGACUCUACAAGAUCGAUGAUAGAAAAAUCGGAUAUGUGCCUUGUUGGCAAGUUACUCACUCGUAGGCCGUUUAACUUUGAUACCAUGAAGAGUACUCUGUUAUCUGUGUGGCAACCCACCAAAGGAAUGCAGGUGCGAGUCAUUGGCGACAACUUGUUUUUUUUCGUGUUUGGUCAUGUUGUGGAUAAACAGUGCGUAUUAUUGAAUGACCCUUGGACGUUCGAUAAGCACCUUUUAAUGUUGGGAGAGAUGGAUCCCAACAUUCCACCAUCUGACAUUCGAUUGACACCGGUGCAAUUCUGGGUGCAUGUUUGCAACCUUCCUCUAAUUCUUAUGAAUAAAGAGGUUGGUCAAAUAAUUGGCAAUUCUGUUGGGCAGUUUAUUGAUAUGGAUUUUGAAGAUGAUGGCAUUGCAUGGGGAAGAACAAUGCGGAUUCGGAAGGCUAUUGAUGUUUGGAAGCCUCUACGGCCGGGGAUGAAAUUAUCUUUGUCCUCUGCAGAUCCUCUCUGGGUGGAUUUCAAAUAUGAGCGCCUUCCGAUAUUUUUCCAUUUUUACGGAAUGCUAGGCCAUAGCGAUCGAGAAUGUGUUGCCAAACUCUCUUCUGCAGACGAAACUCUGGUUGAUGUGCAGUAG
Molecule: messenger RNA, 711 nt
Organism: Camellia sinensis
Lineage: Eukaryota; Viridiplantae; Streptophyta; Magnoliopsida; Ericales; Theaceae
Source: RefSeq, a predicted model, not a curated record